Messenger RNA from Saprolegnia diclina VS20, 897 nucleotides. RefSeq lists its product as hypothetical. The transcript is spliced from 2 exons. NCBI's taxonomy places the organism in Eukaryota, Oomycota, Saprolegniomycetes, Saprolegniales, Saprolegniaceae. The record is from RefSeq and is a predicted model, not a curated record. The annotation marks the transcript as partial.
GGCCUCAACAUCGUCGUGACCCCGCUCAAGGCGUAUUUGUGCGAAUCGUUUCCGUGGCAAAUCGUCGAUGCGGCGCCGUCAGCGCCGUUCGCAACCUGGGCGCAGCGCGAGACAAGCCUCCUCACGUUCUACACGGCCGCGUAUGCACGUUGUGACUCUUCCAUACGCCUACCUGUCAUUAGGUACACAGCCGAGGUCUUCCGCCCUCACAAGUCGUACUACCACGACGUACGAGGCAGUACGCAUGUCUACCGUGCGACAGUACUGCGACCCCAGCGUUUCGCAAGCUGCCGUCUCGACGUCUUGACCACGUUGACGGGGGGUAUUUUUCUCGCCCCAGCUCUCGAAGCGAAUAUCUGCUCGUUUGUGGCGUCACCCAAUAAUGCAUCGAUGGUCGGCGGCUGCUUUGAGAGCCGCGUGUUCACGUCGUUAGCAGGCACCAACUGCAUGUGGACACGCGCCGGCAACGAGCUUAGCAACACAUCGGACCCAAGUGUGUUUACCUACUACAUUGCGUACCGCCAGAACGCGACCAUGGCGUUCAUGACCGUCAAGCUCGCGUAUCGGCUGCUACUGACUCUUUAUUUGGCGUGGCACCUCUGGCGUCACUACUAUCGCCACUACAUCACCCUCGUCGCGCAGUGCACGAUGCUGGCCGACGCUCGGCACUGCAUGCUGCUGCUUGGUGACCCUACGUCCAUUGCGUUGUUAAAUCCCGUCGUCUCACUCUGCUUGGCCGUCGAUGUUUGGUUUAGCAUCGACACAGUUGCGGCCGAACUUCUCGCGGCAGUUCAAGUCGAGGAUCUCUGGCGGUUUACGCUUGGAUGCGUCUAUCUCUCUCGCACGGUGGCUGCAUCUCUCUUGAGGUCCAGUGAGACUUAUGAAAUGGCAUGCUAG